Cokeromyces recurvatus is the source of this 1331-nucleotide messenger RNA. Its product is annotated as glutamate 5-kinase. The coding region runs from base 61 to 1266 and encodes 401 amino acids. The record is from RefSeq and is a predicted model, not a curated record. Lineage: Eukaryota; Fungi; Mucoromycota; Mucoromycetes; Mucorales; Mucoraceae. The transcript is spliced from 3 exons. Gene Ontology annotation, cellular component: cytosol; cytoplasm. Gene Ontology annotation, molecular function: glutamate 5-kinase activity; ATP binding; RNA binding.
AUAUAUAUAUAUAUAUAUAUAUAUAUUAUAAACACGUGAAUUAAAUAUAAUUAUUAAAGGAUGGUCGUUUAUCGUAACGUUCAAAAUACACAUCGUCCAACUACAGCUUCUUUAACAUUGGUUAUAAAAGUCGGUACAUCUUCCAUAUGUGAUGAAGCUUCUCAUUAUCCUUUGCUUGGUAAUCUCUCUCGUAUUGUGGAAACUAUUAUCAAACUUAAGAAAUUAGGUCAUCGUGUUGUUCUUGUUACAAGUGCUGCUGUUGGUACCGGUUUAAGAAGAUUAAAUAUGGUAGAGAAGCCAAAGAAAUUGUCGUCUAUUCAGGCUAUUGCUGCUGUAGGUCAAGGUCGUUUAAUGAGCAUGUAUGAUGAUCUAUUUGAUCAGUUUAAUCAACCUGUAGCUCAAAUUUUACUUACUCGAAAUGAUUUAGCUGAUCGAUCACAAUAUUUAAACGCCGUGAAUUGUCUAGAAGAGCUUUUAGAUAUGGGUGUUGUACCUAUUGUCAAUGAAAAUGAUUCUAUUUCUGUCAAGGAGAUCAAAUUUGGUGAUAAUGACACGCUAUCAGCUAUUACAGCCGGUAUGGUGAAAGCAGAUUAUCUCUUUUUAAUGACAGACGUUGAUUGUCUGUAUACAGAUAAUCCUCGAAGUAAUCCAGAGGCACGUCCGGUCCUUGUUUGUGAAGAUAUCGAGCGUCUUAAAAACCAAGUGAAUGUCAGUACACAGGGCUCCUCUCUUGGUACAGGUGGUAUGAUUACAAAACUGGUUGCUGCUGAUCUCGCCACCGCCGCAGGUGUCACUACUAUCAUUGCACGUGGCGCUGUACCUGAAAAUAUCUUGCCUAUCAUUGAUCCCUCCGUGUCUGAUCCAAAGAAUAUUCCACUUCAUACUCGCUUUGUUGCAAAGCCUCAACCUCUAGUAGAUCGUAAAUGGUGGAUUCUUCAUGGCUUACAUACAGCAGGUACUGUCUAUGUUGAAAGUGAUAUGACGGAUGCUAUUCAUAACGGUCAAGUUGAGAAUGAUCUUCUUGUUAGUUCUAUAUCCAAAGUGGAGGGUACAUUUGUUGAACAUCAGGCUGUUCGUUUAGUUGUACAACAUAAUAACAAUCAAGGUCUUAUCGAUAACAUUACUAUUGCUAAGGGUAUUGUUAAUUAUUCUUCAGCUGAGAUUAUGCGUAUCAUGCUGUCAAAGCAAAGCAAUAUAGAUGAUUCUCUUGGUUAUAAGGAUGCUAACUGUAUUAUUAAUCGUGAUAAUAUGGCCAUUUCAUUAUAAAAAAAAAGAAAAAAAAAAGAGUGAUGAUUUAACGUAUUGAAAACACAUACACACACACACACACA